UGAAAUCAUACCUCUCUUCUUGAAUCAUCAGAUCAGGUUCUGUUAUGUUGAGAGCUUGUUUGUUCUGCAUCUGGUGAUGGGCUCAAAGUAGAGAAGAUGGCCAAGAACAAGGUCAAAAAAGAGUUACCUUGGAACAACUAGCUCCCUUUCAGCCAAACCUUCCUCCUACCUCCGUCCAUCUCACUUCUGUUGCUCUCUAUCGUUCCAUCCUCCUUACCGUGACCCAUCCACAAAGUUACAAUGGAAAGGAAACUUCAAAACAAGAUGAAGAGGCUCAGCAGCUCAGACACCCUUAAAGUGGAAGAAUUGGUUAAGGAUGAGGCAUUUCUUCUCCAUGGAAUGGAGGAGAUGGAGUGCGAGGAGGAGCUCCGCAGCAAUGGGCUGGGAGAGAAGAAGCGCCGACUAAGCAUGGAGCAAGCCAGAGCACUGGAGAAGAACUUCGAAGUGGAGAACAAGCUCGACCCCGCGAGGAAGCUGAGGCUGGCACAAGAUUUAGGCCUGCAGCCACGACAGGUGGCUGUCUGGUUCCAGAACCGCCGCGCUCGAUGGAAGACGAAGCAGCUCGAGCGCGACUACAGCAACCUCAAGGCUCAGCAUGAUGCCCUCAAGCUCGACUGUGAUGCCCUCCGCCACGACAAGGAGGCUCUUAUAGCCGAGAUCAAAGAUCUCAAAGCGAAGAAGCUUUCAGCCUCUGAGAUGGACGCAGCGGAGGAGGCGAGGCCUCCUCUGAUCUGUAAGGACGGCGCUUCCGAUAGCGACCGCAGCGUGGUGUUCAAUGCUGAAGCAAACCGGCCUCAUGGUUCCUCCUUUUCCUUUGACAACAAGGCUCGAGAUGCGCAGGGCAGCUACUUGGACGAGGAGUUUUUGGGUGGGGAGGAGCUCUGCAGCAGCCUGUUCUCGGAGCAGCAGCAGCAGCAGCCGCUGCUACUUCUCGAUGCAUGGGACUAUGACAACUUCAAAUCGUCGCUGCAAUAGUGACUUGUGCACAAAGGCCGGAGAGAUUGGAAGAAAGAGAAACCAAACAGUGCAGUGCGGAAGUCUCUUUCUGUAAGGGCAGUGGGAUUCAAAAUGCGAGCUGUGAAAAUAAACAAUUUCAUUUGUGCCGGUUGUUUUGGAAAACAAAAACAUAUAAGUAACACAAUUGGUUAGAUUAAUAUAUCUUUCAUUUUUAAUGUAUAGAAUGUUAAAAAUUAUUUUAACAUAUCUUUUUAUCAAUAAAGUUAUUAGAAACGAAAGGUAUAUUGAAAUUA
Molecule: messenger RNA, 1250 nt
Organism: Musa acuminata AAA Group (dessert banana)
Lineage: Eukaryota; Viridiplantae; Streptophyta; Magnoliopsida; Zingiberales; Musaceae
Product: homeobox-leucine zipper protein HOX13-like
Exons: 3
Coding region: 241-975 (244 amino acids)
Biological process (GO): positive regulation of DNA-templated transcription
Cellular component (GO): nucleus
Molecular function (GO): DNA-binding transcription factor activity, RNA polymerase II-specific; sequence-specific DNA binding
Source: RefSeq, a predicted model, not a curated record